Molecule: messenger RNA, 1844 nt
Organism: Molossus molossus (Pallas's mastiff bat)
Lineage: Eukaryota; Metazoa; Chordata; Mammalia; Chiroptera; Molossidae
Gene: IPP
Product: intracisternal A particle-promoted polypeptide
Exons: 9
Coding region: 65-1807 (580 amino acids)
Molecular function (GO): actin binding
Source: RefSeq, a predicted model, not a curated record
UCUAUUUUGUUUUUCAGAGUAGGACCAGAUUAUGAGCAGCAGUCCUUUAAAUUAAUUUAUCAUCAUGAUGGCUAAUGAGGGCUGUCCCAAAGCUGGUGAUAGUCCUUUUUCAUCAAAUAACCAUGCCCAACUCAUCUUGGCCCAGAUCAAUAAAAUGAGGAAUGGACAGCAUUUCUGUGAUGUGCAGCUACAGGUUGGGAAGGAAACUUUUAAAGUUCAUCGGCUGGUUCUGGCUGCCAGUAGUCCUUACUUUGCAGCUUUGUUCACUGGAGGAAUGAAAGAGUCCUCAAAAGAUGUCAUACAGAUUCUAGGAAUUGAAGCUGGAAUAUUUCGAAUACUUCUAGAUUUCAUUUACACAGGCAUAGUGAACAUAAGUGUGAAUAAUGUCCAGGAGUUGAUUGUUGCUGCAGACAUGCUACAAUUGACUGAAGUUGUUAAUAUUUGUUGUGAAUUUCUGAAAGGACAAAUUGAUCCACUGAACUGCAUUGGGAUCUUUCAGUUCUCUGAGCAAAUUGCCUGCCAUGACCUUUUGGAAUUCACAGAAAACUACAUUCACGUCCAUUUCUUGGAGGUUCAGAGUGGGGAAGAGUUCCUGGCACUUACAAAAGAUCAGUUGAUCAAAAUUUUGCGAAGUGAAGAGCUUAGCAUUGAGGAUGAAUACCAGGUCUUCUUAGCUGCAAUGCAAUGGAUUCUCAAAGAUCUGGGAAAAAGAAAAAAAUAUGUGGUGGAAGUGCUAGACCCAAUUCGAUUUCCUUUAUUACCUCCUCAGAGGCUUUUAAAGUAUAUAGAAGGAGUAUCUGAUUUUAAUCUUCGUGUUGCAUUGCAAACACUUUUGAAAGAGUACUGUGAGGUAUGCAAAUCUCCCAAAGAGAACAAGUUUUGUAGUUUUCUGCAGACAUCUAAGGUUCGACCUCGGAAGAAAGCAAGAAAGUACCUGUAUGCAGUAGGUGGAUAUACUCGGUUGCAGGGGGGUCGUUGGAGUGAUAGCAGAGCACUCAGCUGUGUAGAACGUUUUGACACCUUUAGCCAGUACUGGACCACUGUAUCUUCGCUUCAUCAAGCUCGAUGUGGGCUAGGAGUAGCAGUUCUGGGAGGGAUGGUCUACGCUAUUGGAGGUGAAAAAGAUUCAAUGAUUUUUGACUGCACUGAAUGCUAUGAUCCAGUUACGAAACAGUGGACAACUGUAGCUUCAAUGAAUUACCCACGCUGUGGCUUGGGAGUAUGUGUGUGUUAUGGGGCUAUCUAUGCUCUGGGUGGAUGGGUUGGAGCUGAGAUAGGGAAUACCAUUGAACGAUUUGAUCCUGAUGAAAAUAAAUGGGAAGUAGUUGGCAUCAUGGCUAUGUCACGUUACUACUUUGGCUGUUGUGAAAUGCAAGGUUUAAUUUAUGUGAUUGGUGGCAUCAGCAAUGAAGGAACAGAACUUCGUUCUUUUGAAGUUUAUGAUCCAUUUUCCAAGCGUUGGUCUCCACUUCCUCCAAUGGGAACCAGAAGAGCAUAUCUUGGAGUGGCUGCACUCAAUGACUGCAUCUAUUCUAUUGGAGGGUGGAAUGAGACGCAAGAUGCUCUAAAUACUGUAGAAAAAUAUUGCUUUGAAGAGGAAAAGUGGGUUGAAGUUGCUUCAAUGAAAGUGCCUAGAGCAGGCAUGUGUGUUGUGGCAGUCAAUGGACUUCUGUAUGUUUCUGGAGGUCGAUCUUCCAGCCAUGAUUUCUUGGCAUCAGGAGUUUUACUAGCCCCAAACUUUUCAUUGGCAGCAGAUAUACUGGAGGAGAGAUGUGGGAAAUAUCUAGUUAUUUAUAUAGAGAGGUAAGUUUUGACCUAUUGAUAACAUCAUAAAAAGCUUUUGC